ACAAUCCCAUUUCUUACAAAGUACUUCACAAAAAUAUAUCCUACCAAAACUCUGAUAACACAAUAAUAUACAGAUGGAGGAGUAUUCUUGGUUGAUUUUUCCUUGAAUAAAUAUAAACCGAAGACUUCAUCUUCCAAUAAUUAAUCCAAAAUUUAAUCUAUUGUGCGUAAGCAAGGGAGUAGGAGGAGACAGAAUAAAAACAAGAAGAAGGAUACAAUGGGUGGUGAAGCACCUAACAAAUGUCUCUGGGAAUAUGGUAUACCAGACACAACCACUGGUGUACUUUCUAGUAUUGUCAGACCGGUCAUCACUGCUACACAUUUUGCACUGAAGCCUCAAUUUAUUCAGUUUAUCUCCAAUGAUUCAUUUUCAGGUUUGCCUGAUGACUGCCCCAUAAGUCAUAUUGUUAACUUUUUGGAGAAGUGUGAUACUAUGAAGAUCAACAAUGUCACCGAUGAUGCUAUUAGACUACGCCUUUUCCCUUUUUCUCUACGGGAUAGGGCGAAGGAGUGGUUGAAAGAUGAAGGCAAAGGCUCAUUUGAUACAUGGGAUAAACUAGUCAAGGCGUUCUUGGUGAAAUUUCUUGACCAAGAAAAGACUGCUAGACUUAGGAAUGAGUUAACCACCUUUCAUCAAGCCUAUGAUGAGUCGUUGUAUGAAUAUUGGGGAAGAUUUACACGUCUACAAAGGAAAUGCCCUCAUCACGGGAUUCAUGAGUGGAUGUUGAUCCAAACCUUCUAUAAUGGAUUAACCCAUGAAUAUCGAAUCUACAUUGAUGCUGCAUCAGGGGGUUCUAUCAUGUCAAAGAUUCCAUCUGAAGCAAAAGAACUUAUUAAAAAGAUGGCAGCUAAUGACAACUAUCAUUGUGAUGGUCGGAACAAUGUUAAAAUGGAAGGUAAACAUAAUAUUGAUACUUUAGCUAUGUUGAAUAGCAUUGUACAUACACUAUCUCAAAAGUUUGAUCAAUUUCAAACUGGGUCAUCUGUGAUAGCCUCAUGUGAAAUGUGUGGAGUGCAAGGACAUAUUUCUAAUGACUGUCCAUUCAACAAUGUCGAGAUGACAAUUGAACAGGCCAACUCUCUUCACAAUAACAACAACCAGGGAAAACCAUUUGAUCCUUAUUCCAACACAUAUAAUGAGGGGUGGAAGAACACUCAGUAUCGACUAAAUCCACCACCACUGCAGAAUAAAUUUCAAGCUAGAACACCUUUCAACCAACAAUCUUUCAAUCAACAGGCUCCCCCACAACUAAAGUUCAAUUUAGAAUCUAUGGUGGAGUCAAUUGUCAUCUCACAACUUAAGCAGGACAAGUAUUGGGAAGUGAAUACGAAGAAAAAUGAGUUUCUCACUACCUCAAUUCAACAAAUUCAAGCUCAAAACAAGCUCAUGGAGAAUCAGAUGAGCCAACUUUCUCAUCAAGUGGGUAAAUCCUCGAACACUCUAGGCCAAUUUUCUUGCAAUAUCGAACAACCAUUUAAGGGUCAAAUCAGUUCUGUGUCUUUGAGGAAUGAUAGUCAGUUAGAAGUCCUUCUACAUAAUGUAACUAAAAAGAAGGUGAUUGUGUUAGAGGGAGAGAAAGUUGAAACUGGAAAUUUUGUUAAAGAAAUGAAGGUCGAAGAAGAUGAAAAAGAACUAUUUGUUUCUCCCAUUACACCAUACGAGCCGCAUGUUCCUUUUCCACAAAGAUUAGCAUUGUCUAAUCUAGAGAAGAAGUAUGAGAAUUUCCUUCAUAUCUUAAGGAAUAUGCACAUGUACAUCCCCUUCUUGGAUACUAUUUCAAAGAUGCCCAACUAUGUUAAGUUCUUAAAAGGCACUCUCUCAAACAAGAAGAAAACCGAUGAGAAUAGAACUGUUUCAUUCAAAUCGGAGUGUAGUGCCAUUUUGCAGAGAAAGCUUCCAAAGAAGCUAGGAGAUCCAGGUAGUCAUUCUAUUCCUGUCAAGCUUGGUAACAUUGAGAUUAAGAAAGCAUUAUGUGAUACUGGGGCAAGUGUCAGUCUUAUGCCUUUGUCAAUCUGUAAGAAGAUUAAUAUGGGUGAACUGAAGCCCACACGCAUCUCCCUAGAAAUGGCAGAUAGAACAAUCAAGUUUCCCCUUGGAAUCCUUGAAGAUGUUCCUCUCCUAGUAGGAAAUUUUUGUAUCCCGUGUGAUUUUGUGGUUAUAGAUAUGGAAGAAGAUGCACAGGUUCCCAUCGUUCUUGGGAGACCCUUUUUGUCCUCUACUGGAGCCAUAAUUGAUAUGAAGAAUGGGAAGAUCACCUUUGAAGUAGGUGAUGAGAAGAUGGAGUACAUAAUCACAAACUCUAUGGGCUCUCCUUCUAUGGGAGAAAGUAUCUAUAAAGUGGAUGCUCUUGAUGAGAUGAUAGAAGCUAAGACCUUCAAGAUACAACUUGACUAUUCAUUACAGACAGUUCUUAUAGAUAGUGCGGAUGAAAAGGAUUAGGAGACUAAGGAAUACAAGAGGAUGUAAGAGGAUAAAAGUAAUAUAUAGUAGCUGGAAAUCAUGUCGGUGUUGAAACUAAAAGAAUGUAAGGAGAGUUCUACGUCUUCUAUCGAGUUCAAACACCUUUCCUAGAAUUUGAAGUAUGUUUUCUUGGGUCCUAAGGAUAUAUACCAUGUUAUUGUUAAUGUUGAGUUUGAUGACAUUCAGAUUGGUACUUGCUCAUUGCUUUGAGAAAAUAUAAGA
Molecule: messenger RNA, 2682 nt
Organism: Spinacia oleracea (spinach)
Lineage: Eukaryota; Viridiplantae; Streptophyta; Magnoliopsida; Caryophyllales; Amaranthaceae
Exons: 2
Coding region: 217-2439 (740 amino acids)
Molecular function (GO): zinc ion binding; nucleic acid binding
Source: RefSeq, a predicted model, not a curated record